This is a messenger RNA of Scleropages formosus (Asian bonytongue), 2079 nucleotides long. RefSeq names its product protein phosphatase 1 regulatory subunit 1B-like. NCBI's taxonomy places the organism in Eukaryota, Metazoa, Chordata, Actinopteri, Osteoglossiformes, Osteoglossidae. The record is from RefSeq and is a predicted model, not a curated record. Gene Ontology annotation, cellular component: cytoplasm. Gene Ontology annotation, molecular function: protein phosphatase inhibitor activity. The transcript is spliced from 5 exons. Gene Ontology annotation, biological process: intracellular signal transduction. The coding region runs from base 1495 to 2079 and encodes 194 amino acids.
AGUGAGUGAGUGAGUGAGUGAGUGUGUGCAGUUGCCCUGUGAUGAACUGGCAUCUCGUUCAGGGCGUACCCGGUGUCACACUCUACGGCUACGGGAUAGGCUCCGGGCCGCCGCAACCCUGUACCGCACAAGCGCUCAUUGAUAGCGGGUGGCUGGUAUUCCCUGGUCAUGGGAUGAGCGUUCCUGCUGCUGCUUUUGCAGCUCUCAGCGCGCAGCCAGGAGACUUUGCUCUCACGCUGCCACAAGCUCUGUAGAAGUGCUUUGCAAAGGAAGAAUGAGUUCCUGGGAGGCCCAUGUAAGGCAGGAAAGAGCACAUCUGCACCUUACGCUGUCAUUUAUUUACCUGCACAUGUCCCUUACAGAGGGCACUAGAAGGCCAGCAGAAAUCCCUCAUCGGGGGAAAUUGUGCAGAGUUGGCAGCGUGGCACCAUCAGAGAAAGAACGCAGAGCCAACGUCGGCUCCGCACCGCCCACACGAAUACGCGGCGGUUCAGCUAUAACUCCGUCAUCUCGCCGUAUAGUUGCAACACCCGGUCCAGCAGCAAAGGGGCCCCUUCGUUGGCAGCAGGCGGCCGUUCUCCGUCCGUCCGUUCCGAUCGGCGCUGGCGCUCGGCGGGUCGAGGCGCGAGCGAAAGCCGGUGACUUCCAGCCCUGCCGAGACCCCCUCGGUGUCACGAUGCUUCCAGCGGGUUCAUUUCGUGACUGGACGAUUUUCAAGCGCCCGUUCCGUCAUCUGCAGUUUUUAUACGGACUCCUGAAUUAGUCAAGCGCAGCCCUUAAAAUGUUUGAAAGUGCACUUUCUUUUCCAUUUCUUUUUUGCACGACUGCAGUUCUGUAUUGUAAACGUGACUUGAACCAGCUGAAAGGAUCCUUGUUCCGUAAAUGUUUACAGCCCCGUCGCGGAAAUGAUGGAAUUAAAUCUAACGAGGGUGUUUCCUCGAGCGAACGUGUCCUGCGAACAAGCGUAACGCAGAUCCGCGCGUUGAAAACAGAUACGAGUGUGACAUUAAUUGAGGGGUUCAUUCAAGUCUCAUUCACGAAAACAGAUAAAAAAAGGGAACUUGAGUCUAAAGUUAUUUCUUUACCGAUUAAGAAUCAGUUGUGGCUUAAAUAAAUCCGCACGGCCUCCCGUCCCGUCGCUGUCCCCGCCCCCUUCCCUCUACCGCCCUCCUCCCGCUGGGUCCGGGGACGUCCCCUCCUCACGCCUGCAGCUCAGGUUAAUAGCGGGCGAGCGAGAAGGAGAGGGAGCAGAGAGAGCUACUGGAGGAGAGGAGGACGCCGACUCCUCAGCAGAGUGCAACAAGGUCCUGCUUCUGCACAAAACAGGAGGGAGGGAGAGGAGGACAGGGGAAGAGGGAGAACGAGACCGCUUCCGGCAGCCGGAGAGAGAGGGUAGAGACGGGAGGACAGAGGAGCUGCGACCGACGUGGACGCGUCUCGUGCUUCGGGGCUUUUCUCCUGGACCCAAGCCCCACGUGGCUCGCAAACGCACCGAUGGAUCCUUCGGCGCCGACAGAAGUCGGCGGAGAGACCAAGGAGAAGAAGAAGAUCCACUUCUCGGUUCCAGCCGCCGUUUCCAGUCAGCUGGACCCCCGACAGGUUGAGAUGAUCCGGCGAAGGCGACCCACGCCCGCCACCCUGUUCAGAGUUGCCGAACAGCCCUCCCCCGAGGAUGACGGCUCCACCCACCAGUGGAUCGUUGGAGAAAACGGCGUCCUUAAACCCAAGCGCGUCAACCCCAGCGUGUAUCAGCCCCCAUCUCUUAAAGCCGUGCAGCGGAUGGCUCAAGCUCACAUGCAGAAGCUGGGCGCCUGCCCACCUCUGGAGGACCCCUGCGAGGGGGACGAGAGCGACGACUACCUCUGGCUGGAAGAGGAGGGCGAGGUUGAGGAGAGCCCCGUCCUCGGAGCCGGGCCUCCGGCUGCGACAGAUGCUCCGGACAGCCAGUCCCGGCAGCGGAGGAGGUCGGGGGGUGCUGCGGAGCUGCCCGAAAGAGAUAAAGAGGAGGGAAAGAGAGAGGCUGAUGAGGAGGAGGAGGAGGAGGAGGAUGAAGAACUCAGAGGGAGAGCAAGUGACUGA